Molecule: messenger RNA, 411 nt
Organism: Cyclocybe aegerita
Lineage: Eukaryota; Fungi; Basidiomycota; Agaricomycetes; Agaricales; Hemipholiotaceae
Source: the annotation of a GenBank genome assembly
AUGACAUGGCCUCUCGCCUCGACCCCACCAUGCGCCCCUCCCCUCACACAGGGAUGUGGGCUGGCUUCCAGCCCCAAUGCACAUCCUCUCUCAACACCCAAUCUCCCCCACAACCCGGAUGUUAACCCCACCGCUCCCUGCUCGGCCCGCCCUCGCCCUCGCAUCACCCCACCCCUCAACAGGGAUGGCGACGACGAGGAUGACUAUGAGGACGACUACAAGGGUGACUAUGAGGGUGACUACGAGGGCGACUACAACGGUGACUACGAGGGCGACUACAAUGGUGACAACAAGGGCGACUAUGAGGGUGACAAUGAGGGUGACAACAACAGGGUGACAACAACAACAGGGCGACAACAACAGGGCGAUGGCAAGGAUGGCGACAGGGUGAGGAGGACAACGACGACAUGA